AUGUCUAAAGAUCAGCAGCAGUUCACCGUUCCUGAUGCCGUCCAGGUAGUGGAUGGUCCGGGGUGUGAGCAGUUCAGUUAUAGCCGUUUGAUACUCGCCCUCGUGGGAGUCCCCAUUGUGGUAGCGCGUCUCCUUGGCGGAGGACUGUGGAUAACUUCCGGACUUGUUUGCGCUCUCUUCGUCCCAGCUUUGGUUUUAUUUUGGACUAUCACCUCAAGAGUUCCAAUUGACCGCGAAGGGCUUGAUGCGGACAAGCAACCAAUUGAAAACUACUUAGACUUCAAACUCGACUGCGACCGCGAAAGGUACCGGGGCGAUCAGAAGAUUCCAAUGACUCAAUUUACUGAAAAGUACUUUGAUAAAAUGGUGGACUUCAAAAUGGAUUGCCAUGAAGCUCUUGAGCGGCGAUACGACUGGGCAACUUUCGCUUUCACCCCCGAACUCUUCAAGUUCUUCCUCUUCAAAAUGGUUCCCGAUGUUUUGUUACACACAAAAAGCCGUGAUCGGAAACAGACUCACGAAGUAUAUGAUCGUGGCAAUGACUUUUAUCACUUUAGCCUCGGCGAUUCGAUGACAUUUUCGUCCGGAAUCAUCUCCGAUCCACACAGAGCUGAGUCAAUUGAAGAGAUGCAGAGGAAUAAAAUGACAGUCGUAUGCCAAAAACUCGGAUUAUGUGAAGGGGAAACCGUUCUAGAUAUGGGAUGCGGCUGGGGAACUUUCAGUACAUUCGCAAGCGUGGAACACAAAGCUAGAGUCACCGGCGUGACCUUGAGUCACAAUGGUGCCUCUGCCGCCUCAGAGCGCCUUGAAAAGCAUGGCAUAUCCUCAGAUCAAAGCCAGAUUCACUGUAUCGAUUAUCGCGACAUCCCUACAUCGCCUCGUUUUGAUAAGAUUGUUUGUCUUGAAAUGGCAGAACACGUGGGUAUUCGCAAGCUACCUGCAUUCCUAAAACAGAUGUACAAUCUUCUAGAAGACCAAGGGGUAUUUUUCUUGCAAAUCGGCGGUCUGCGCAAACGCUGGCAGUUUGAAGAUUUGGUUUGGGGUCUUUUCAUGAACAAAUACAUCUUCCCUGGCGCGGACGCGUCGGUCCCACUUGGCAUGUAUAUCAGCCUCGUGGAGAAUGCUGGGUUUGAAGUCAAAAGUGUUGAUACGAUAGGCAUCCACUACGCAGCAACAAUUUGGCGCUGGUAUGAUAUUUGGAAGGGCAAUGAGGCUGAGGUUACAGCUAAGUAUGGCGCGAGAUGGUACCGCAUUUGGUUGUACUUUUUGUCUUCUGCAACUAUCCAGGCUCGCAACGGUGGUGCAACAGCAUAUCAAAUCACUUUAGUAAAGAGCAGAAAUCGAACGGAAAGGGUCUUGGGAGUUAAGAAUCAGCUUGGAGUUCGAACUAACCAGGCUUGA
Molecule: messenger RNA, 1401 nt
Organism: Penicillium angulare
Lineage: Eukaryota; Fungi; Ascomycota; Eurotiomycetes; Eurotiales; Aspergillaceae
Product: secondary metabolism biosynthetic enzyme
Exons: 3
Coding region: 1-1401 (466 amino acids)
Biological process (GO): cellular response to biotic stimulus
Source: RefSeq, a predicted model, not a curated record